Messenger RNA from Penicillium chermesinum, 1083 nucleotides. RefSeq names its product threonine aldolase family protein. Gene Ontology annotation, molecular function: L-allo-threonine aldolase activity. The record is from RefSeq and is a predicted model, not a curated record. Gene Ontology annotation, biological process: L-threonine catabolic process; glycine biosynthetic process. Gene Ontology annotation, cellular component: cytosol. NCBI's taxonomy places the organism in Eukaryota, Fungi, Ascomycota, Eurotiomycetes, Eurotiales, Aspergillaceae. The transcript has a single exon. Bases 1 to 1083 code for a protein of 360 amino acids.
AUGCCUGCAACCAGUCUCUGCCAAGACGAGGCAUGUCCGCCAUACAGUCUCAUGGACGAUUAUAGCGAGGGAGCCCACCCACAAAUUUUAGAGGCGCUGCUCCGCACCAAUUCCACACAGCAAGUGUCUUACGGAAACGACGAAUACAGCAAUGAGGCCCGUCAUCUAAUCCGAGAGAAGAUUGAUUGCGCAGAUGACGAGGCCGAGAUUUUUUUCGUGCCCAGUGGCACAUCUGCCAAUCUGAUCUCAAUUGCCAGUUGCCUGCGCCCGUACGAGGCAGUCAUCACGCUGGACUCUGGCCAUAUUGCGUGCAAAGAAGCAGGCGCGAUUGAGGCGACUGGCCACAAACUCAUCCUGGUCCCGCCAGUGGAUGGCAAAAUGACGCCCGCCAAUCUCCAGAAGGCCUUCCAGCAAAACCAGUUCUAUCCACACAUGGCCAAGCCACGGCUUCUUUACAUUUCAAAUGCAUCGGAGACAGGCACCGUGUACACCAAGCGCGAGCUGAGCAAUCUCUCUGCCAUGUGCAAGCAAUUGAAGCUUCUGCUUCUUAUGGAUGGAGCCAGAAUCGGAACGGCCUUGUGCUCGAAGAAGAACGAUAUGACUCUCCGCGAUAUCUUUGAUCUCACCGACAUAUUCUGGAUCGGCGGAACCAAGGCUGGCGCGCUGCUGGGAGAAGCCAUUGUGGUCAAGAAGGAGUUGGCAGAGGGGUUCGUUUUCCAUCUCAAACAACAUGGCGCUUUGCUGGCGAAGGGCCGCAUUAUCGGUGUCCAAUUCAUGGAGCUGUUUCGCAAUGACCUUUUCUUUACAUUGGCUACACACGCCAACUCUAUGGCCGAGAAAAUCUCGGCUAAUUUCGAGUGUUUGGGAUACUCUUUGGUAGCGGACACGGCUACCAACCAAGUCUUCGUCACUCUGCCUUCAACCUUGGUGCGGAGGCUGGAGGAUCGCUUCCGAUUCUAUACCUGGGAGCACCUGGAUGAUGGGCGAAUGGUCAUUCGGAUCGUGACAUCCUGGGCCACGGAUGAGUUGCAGGUCGACAAAUUCAAUGCCUGGGUGGAGCAAUGGACGGUGGUUGGCAAAUAG